Perognathus longimembris pacificus (Pacific pocket mouse) is the source of this 4142-nucleotide messenger RNA. It is a transcript of the gene Calm1, whose product is annotated as calmodulin 1. NCBI's taxonomy places the organism in Eukaryota, Metazoa, Chordata, Mammalia, Rodentia, Heteromyidae. Bases 215 to 664 code for a protein of 149 amino acids. Gene Ontology annotation, molecular function: calcium ion binding. The transcript has 6 exons. The record is from RefSeq and is a predicted model, not a curated record.
CUCGCGCUCAGGCAGUGGCGCUGGGAGUCUCGCGGACGCGUUGCCGUUACUCGCAGUCGGGCGGCGGCGCAGGCAGCGGCGGCGGUAACCGCGCACAGCGCACCCCGCGCCUUCGCAGCCCCAGCAGCAGCCGCGGAGGCACCCCCGCCGUCACAAGCCCUGCGCUGGUGCAGCCUCCCGCGCUCCCUCGGCUCUUCCUCCCUUCGCUCGCACCAUGGCUGAUCAGCUCACCGAGGAACAGAUUGCUGAAUUCAAGGAAGCUUUCUCCCUAUUCGAUAAAGAUGGUGAUGGCACCAUCACAACAAAGGAGCUUGGGACUGUCAUGAGGUCACUGGGUCAAAACCCAACAGAAGCUGAAUUGCAGGAUAUGAUCAACGAAGUGGAUGCUGAUGGUAAUGGCACCAUUGACUUCCCAGAGUUUUUGACUAUGAUGGCUAGAAAAAUGAAAGACACAGAUAGCGAAGAAGAGAUCCGUGAGGCAUUUCGAGUCUUUGACAAGGAUGGGAAUGGUUAUAUCAGCGCAGCAGAACUACGCCAUGUCAUGACAAACUUGGGAGAAAAACUAACAGAUGAAGAAGUAGAUGAGAUGAUCAGAGAAGCAGAUAUCGAUGGAGACGGACAAGUCAACUAUGAAGAAUUCGUACAGAUGAUGACUGCAAAAUGAAGACCUUCUUUCAACAAUUUUCCCCCCUAGAAGAAUCAAAUUGAAUCUUUUACUUACCUCUUGCAAAAAAAAAAAAAAAAGAAAAAGAAAAAGUUCAUUUAUUCAUUCUGUUUCUAUAUAGCAAAACUGAAUGUCAAAAGUCCCUUCUGCCCACACACACACAAAUCUGCAUGUAUUGGUUGGUGGUCCUGUCCCCUAAAGAUGAAGCUACACAUGAGUUUUACAAUAUAAUACUUGUUCUACCUUAAUGAUAAGGAAGCACUUAGUGGAUUCCUUGCAGUUCCAUUUGCUAAUGAUGAAUACACUGUUUGGGCUGGCCAGUUUUUCAUGCAUGCAGCUUGACGAUUGAGCACAGUCAGGCAUUUGUAUUAAAGUCGAAAGAUGAAAAUAAUUAGAAACUUACUCCAAUGGGUUCUAGUUCAAUUUGUUAGUAUCAAUUGUCCUAGCUGGUUUACUGACAACAAGACACAUUUAAAAUUGCUUUACCUCAGGAUGAUGUGCAGAAAAUGGGUGAAGGGUGAGCCUGAGACGCAGCCCCGGUGGCGGGAAGGUCCUCUUGCCCUCCACGUGCUCCAGUCCACGGAGACGGUGACACCCUAGUGGCGUGCCUGGUCUGUUGGUUUUAGCGUUGUCUCCCUGGCACUAGAGUGAGGUGGGUGUCGGGCGUCCCCAAUCACACACGUUUUUAAGUAAGGCCUCUCUCCCCAGGCGCAUCCUUGGACUCUUGUUUCCAAAGCUUUCAGAACCGUGGCUUGGAGCCAGCAGAGCAGGCCGUGGCUCUCUCGCCUUGAGCACAAGCAUCAACAUUGCUGUUCAAGAAAUUGACAAUUUACGUCCAUUCCAAGUUGUAAAUGCUAGUCUUUUUUUUUUUUUUCCAAUAAAAAGACCAUUAACUUAAAGUGGUGUUAAAUGCUUUGUAAAGCUGAGAUCUACCGGGGGUCAAGGUAGUUAGAGGGAAGGCCCUCCGUGCAGUGCCGGGGGGUCUCCUCACCCGGUUCCUAGCACCAACCUCUGAGCCUAACAUCUUGCCUAAAAACAGCAGGUUGCUGGUUGCUUUAUUGUUUAUGGCCGUGUAAGUCUCGUUGCACUUUGGGGUGGAGGUGGCAGGUAAAGGAUGACACCUUGAAUGAUCUAGCCAGGUGGUCAAGCUCUCAAGGAAAAAAAUGCCACUUUGUGAAGCAUGUGUGUAGGGGUUAUUAUUGUGCUGCUGAUUACCUGUUUUAUGUAACUACUGAGACCAUCUGUGCAGGAGACAUGAUUGAGUGUGUAAUUCAAUCCUCACCCUGUGUGGUAGAAGCAGUACGCCUUUCCCAAGCUAGUCUCCAUGCCUAAAAGACACUACUGGUCACCUAGAUGCAAUUUUUAAUUUAUGAGUAGACUUCACCUUAGCCUCUCUUAGUUGUUGUUUUUUUUACUUGACUUUUACUUUUUUUUUUUUUUUUUUUUUAACUCCCAAGUGGAUCUAAUGCUAAGCCUGUGGCUUUAAAGGAAAACUCUAGCCCAGAAUGAAUUUCAUGUCUAAUUAUAAACCUGUAACCAAAACUUAAGACAUGCUGUUCUGGGGUGUGCAGUGGCACCAGUCCAUUUAAAAAGCCCCUUGACACGCACACUGCGUUGGGCAUGGAGCUCCUCCGGAAACCAAGGCUGGAGGUGGCGUUUUUCAGGGCGCUCAGUGCCCGUAUCUCCCAGGCGAGGCACUUGGGCUGCCGAGUGAAUGGGGGGAGGGGGGUUCACGUGCCCAGUGGCAGGUCGCUCGCGAGGCAGUGAGAAGCCCUUGGCAGCCAACGGGGUGCAAUUCAGGGCUGAUGAUUACAGAGACCCUCGGCUGCCCCGCCCCGCCCUCUCCUACUCCCUGUCUUUCUGGCAUUUUGUAGCUUGUUAGGUUUGCUGCCAGAGGGAUGGGUCAGAGCGGUGGAGAGGGCACGGUGCCUGGGUGCUGCUGCCAGUCCUUGGGGAGCGACUGCUAGAGGAGAGGUUGACACCAUGAGCUGUUGGCUUGGCAAAUACCUGAAUCCGCCAGGAACUAGUGAGAGGAAGGUGCUGAAGGCCCCUGGUAUGGAUGGUUCUUGCUGGGGGGCGGGGGGGGGGGGAGAGGGGAGAAGGGAGUCCAAAGACCAAGGUAUGGACUGAGCCUUCAGCUUGGGAUUGGGAUGGGAGGGGGUGAUAGCUUAUUUUUGAAGCCCUCCCUCCUAGCUUGCCCUCUCUACCCAUGUGUUAGCAGGAUUGUGUGACCAGGAUUCUACAUGGGAACCAGAAACCCUACCCCCUACCCUGGGAGUACCAAGUUGUGCUGUGAAGCCCAAGGUGAGACCCAGCCCUUUAGCCAGCCGCCCCCGCACCCCCCCCUCCCCGCCCCGCACCCCGGGGCGGACGGCUGCACUGGGAAAGAGCUUGGGUGUCUUGGCACAGCACCCUUGAAGUUGGGUAGCACCUUCUUGAAAACUUGCCCCUACUUCUAACUACUCUAUAAAUAUAUACAUAUAUUUAUAUAUAUAUAUAUAAAGUGACUAGUUUAACUCGUGUCUUGCUUUUAGCCUGAGACUUGCCAUAAGAAACUGCUGAGUCCUUGGCAAACCCUCUCUUAGUUUGGUUCUCCAUCAGUUUCGGGGGAGGCAAAGCAAGGCAAAUGGGCCUCCAUUCUUCUGAUGGGCUUUCAUGCACUGUUACCAGAAAAGGCUUUUUCUGAGUUUUUGGUUUUGUUUUGUUUUUUUUUUUGACAAAAACUUUUGCAUACUAACUGGUGUCUUUCGGCGACUUCAACACAUUGAAGAUGAGCUGUUGUACAUAUUUUUAUAUUCUCUUUAUAAAUGCAUGUCCCACUGUACUUGUAACUAUCGUAAGGAAUGGCUGUCCCUGUAGGCCUAGCACUGCUGUUUCAUGAGAGGAAUCACAUAUUAUUAGCCCCUCAGCAUCUUGAGAACUUCUUCCUGAACAAAGAAUGUCGAUUUGGUCAAGUCUACUCUUGAGUUUCUUCAAUUCUUGGAACCAUUUCAAUUAUUUAUUGUAUAUCCUGAAUAUAUUUCCCCUUUGCGCAGUGACUAGAUUUCCACUAAUGUGUCUUAUUAUUCUAUCCCUACAGCUGGCAGAGGUUUUUUUUUUUUUUUUUGGUUGUUGUUGUUUGUUUUUUUAAUCCCUUGAAGUUGUCCCAUAGGAGACAGAUUUUGCUGUCUAUCCCUUGGAGUAAGAAGGUAGUGGCAUGGGGUGGAGUGUGUGUUUUCUCCAAAUCCAUGAUAAUGUUCUUUCAACACUUCUGUAGCAAAGAUGGUGGAGAGUCUUUUGUUACUGAAGUUACCUUUCACCGUGGCUCUUGGAAAAAAGGAGAUGUACUUGGAACGUUUCUGUAAAUCUUGAGAUCAACUGUUUGGAGAUUUAACCACCUCCUCUGAUGGGGGACCAACUCUAUGGAAAUUGUAAAUAAGUUUUAUUUAUAAACCUGGCACUGUAUUCAAUAAACAUUUCUGCAGCCUUUCAUCUCUAA